AUGAUAUUACUGACCCAAACCGGUGCUUUGAACAUUGUCUCAUCAUAUGCAAGAUUUAGCAUGAUGGUUACAGAAGAUGAGAUCGAGUCCAUAUGCAACAGAAAAGAUGUCGAUUCUACACUCUAUUUUGAGGUUCUAAAACCAAAUCCAAAGUUGGAUUUUAUUGGCCUUGCCAUCUUUCUGAUCAACUAUACGUCUCGAAACGUUUCUGAUACGUUGAAGCAAUUAAAGUUGUAUGAAUCCAACACGACGGAUUGGCAGACGAUCAAAUUAUGCAAAGAGAUGUAUGAAAGCUCUCUUUAUCGUGAUGACUUUGCUCUAAAAGCUUUGGCAGCCAAGGAUUAUGACACCGUAAACAUUAAUGCCGGAGUUGCCUCGGACAAUAUGAUUACAUGCAAUGAGGAAUUGUCAACAUUGAAGCCAGUACCACAAUCCUUGAUCACAAAGAAUACUGUCAUAGAAAAUCUGUCUAACAUUGUUUUAACGAUUCUUGAAUGCUUCAUAAGAAAAGAAAGUAGAUUAUGCAGUCAUUAG
Molecule: messenger RNA, 534 nt
Organism: Brassica oleracea var. oleracea
Lineage: Eukaryota; Viridiplantae; Streptophyta; Magnoliopsida; Brassicales; Brassicaceae
Exons: 2
Coding region: 1-534 (177 amino acids)
Biological process (GO): negative regulation of catalytic activity
Molecular function (GO): pectinesterase inhibitor activity
Source: RefSeq, a predicted model, not a curated record